AUGGCGGCUUUGCCCAACGAAGCCCGAGAGGUCUGGGACCGGCUGGGCCUGUGGGACCGGCUGCUGUGGCCGUCGGCGCCCCUCAGCGAGCGGCAGCGGGACUCGGUGCUCGAAGUGCGCGAGGCGUCGCCGGGCCUGCCGGCCCCACCCGAGCUUCCCAUUGAAGAUUUAAGCAGUCUUGGGCAGCCGUCAUCAACUGUAAUAUUGACAGCCACAGUGCCAGAAUCCCUGGAGAACAUCUUCUUGAAAGGGUUUUCCACUUUAGGUAUGGAAAACAAAAGAAUUGAAACAGCACAACAGUUCUUCUCAUGGUUUGAUGAACUCCGCACCCAGAUGGACCAAGAUGAAGGUGCAAAGUACAGGCAGACAAGGGCUUAUUUGUCUGGAUUUGAGGAGCAGUGUGAUGCUAUAUUGAAUGAUGUGAACAGUGCUCUUCAUCACCUGGAGUCAUUACAGAAGCAAUAUCUCUUUGUCUCAACCAAAACAGGAACACUUCAUGAAGCCUGCGAACAGCUAUUGAAGGAGCAGUCAGAGCUUGUGAACCUGGCAGAAAAUAUCCAUCAGAAACUGUCAUAUUUUAAUGAAUUGGAAAAUAUUAAUACAAAACUGAAUUCUCCUACGUUAUCUGUAAAUAGUGAUGGUUUCAUCCCUAUGCUGGCUAAACUUGAUGAUUGCAUUACAUAUAUUUCAUCACAUCCAAACUUUAGGGACUAUCCUGUAUAUUUGGCAAAGUUUAAACAAUGUCUUUCUAAAGCUAUGCACCUCAUGAAAACAUACACUGUGAAUAUACUUCAGAACCUCACAAACCAGUUAAUUAAAAGGGACCCUUCUGUGGUGCCCAUUUCAGACAAUGCCUUUACUUUAUUCUAUGUAAAGUUCAGAGCUGCUGCACCCAAAGUCAGAACACUUAUUGAGCAAAUAGAGCAGCGGUCAGAGAAAAUGCCAGAGUACCGGCAGCUAUUAAAUGAAAUCCAUCAAUGUUAUCUUGAUCAGAGGGAGCACUUACUGGGGCCUAGUAUUACUAGUACUGUAACAGAAUUAACUAAUCGGAACAACAGAGAUCACUGUGCUCUGGUACGAAGUGGCUGUGCUUUUAUGGUUCAUGUGUGCCAGGAUGAGCAUCAGCUGUAUGACGAGUUCUUCACAAAAUCAACACCAAAACUGGAUGAACUUUUGGAGAAGCUCUGCCUAUCAUUAUACGAUGUCUUUAGGCCAUUGAUCAUCCAUGUAAUUCAUUUAGAAACCUUGUCUGAACUCUGUGGGAUUCUCAAAAAUGAAAUGCUUGAAGAUCAUGUGCAAAACAACGUGGAACAGCUGGCUGCUUUUGCUGCUGGAGUUAAGCAGAUGUUAGAAGAUGUCCAAGAGCGUCUUGUCUACAGGACACAUAUCUAUAUUGAGACUGAUAUUGUUGGCUACAAGCCUGCCCCAGGUGAUCUUGCCUAUCCUGCUAAGCUAGAAAUGAUGCAGCAAAUUGCACAAAGCUUAAAAGAUGAAGUGAAAAAGUUACCGGCAGAUACUUCAUUUUCAGCUAUGAAGUCAGAAGACCCAGAGAGCUGCAGUGUGAUAAAGCUGGAUCCUUUGGAAUCCUGGAAUCCUAGACUUCACAGUACAAUUUCACCUGCAGAUCUCCAUGGAAUGUGGUACCCUACAGUCAGAAGGACUCUUGUUUGUCUCUCCAAGCUUUACAGAUGUAUUGAUAGGGCAGUGUUCCAAGGAUUAUCACAGGAAGCGUUAUCUGCCUGCAUACAGUCAUUGCUGGUAGCUGCAGAUUCUAUCUCUAAAAACAAGACCCAGGUCGAUGGACAGCUUUUCUUAAUAAAACAUCUUUUGAUCCUUCGUGAACAAAUUGCUCCUUUCCACACUGAAUUCACCAUUAAGGAAAUUUCCCUGGACCUUAAGAAAACUAGAGAUGCUGCAUUUAAAAUUCUGAAUCCUAUGACUGUUCCUCAUUUUUUUAGACUAAGUAGCAACAAUGCACUGAUUCAGUUUUUAUUGGAGGGCACUCCAGAGAUAAGAGAACAUUAUAUUGACUCCAAGAAGGAUGUUGAUCGGCACUUGAAGUUCGCCUGUGAGCAAUUCAUUCAGCAGCAAACCAAGCAGCUUGUACAGCCUCUGGAGGAAUUCCUUACAAAGGUUUCUGCUUUGAAGACAAUGGCUACACAAAGUGGUCCCAAAUACAGCCUCUUGCAGCAGCCUUGGGCACAACCAGUAAAGGUCAGUGACUUGGUGUCUUCAGCUUACAAGAAAAUAAAAACAAAAUUGCCAUCAACAUUACAGAGUAUGUCACUGUAUUUGUCCAAUAAGGACACAGAAUUCAUUUUGUUCAAGCCCGUUAGGAACAAUAUUCAGCAAGUGUUUCAGAAGCUGCAUACUCUAUUAAAGGAAGAAUUUAGUAAUGAAGAUCUCCAGAUUAUAGCUUGCCCUUCAAUGGAACAGGUGAACCUCCUUUUGUCAAUUACAAAAUAGUCCAUUAGUCUGGCUUUGAGAAGCCUCUUCAAAUUCUGUGUCUAGCAGGGAGGAGGAUACAAGACUAUUUGUCUGAAGCUAAUGAAGACUUGCAGUGCCAUUCUAACUGCUUUUACCUUUAUUCUGACAUCCGUUGAACAAAAUGAAGAUGGACAGUUUCUUUUUGUGCAAAGCCAGAAGCACUCCCCAUAAGAGUUUCAGCUCAUUGCCAGCACCUGUCAUGAGCAGCACUUAUAUUGAGUAAAAAAUGGCUCCUUGUAAUCUAAUUGCUCCACCAUCCUUCACCCACUGUUGUGUAUAGUGAAUAUCUGAUUUUUCUGGGGUUGUGCUGAAAAGAAAGUAGAAACCCCAAAUUUAAAAAGCAGGGGGUCAAAGAGUAUAUUGAAUAGAAGCCACCCGUGUCAAGAGUACUCCACAGUAUAUGUACAAACCUUUCCACAAUAUUUCAAUAACAUUUGCCAAAGUGUGGAUCCACUUAUGCAAGCAAGUUAUCACUGUGUUGAGAAGGUGUGUUUCUGGUCACACCACCCUCUGACCUGUUCUCUGACUCUUCUGGUAUUUACAAAUACUCCAUAGUUUCUUUGAAGAUUGAUGAAUGCUGACACUUUCCUGUUCUUAUACUCUGCCAAGAAACUUUAAUUCAUUGCCAUAAAAUUGCCUACACGGGAUGUGCAGAGAACGCUGUGCAAGGGAGAAAAACCAUUUCAUUGCUUACAAGGGCAAAACUGAACUAUAGAUUUUGGGAUACAUGGAAAUUAUAAUAUAAAAGGAGUGGUUGGGUAUAGUGGAGGAAUACAGUCAAACUACCAGGCCACAAAGAUUUGAUGCAAUAGAUAAUGCUUAUUCAGGAGAGCUUGCUUGCCUUAUCUGUUACAUAGGGAAGUGAUCAAGUGAGAUGGGGGAAUGUAUCAGGCAUCCCAUGUACUGGGAAACCACAAUUGGCUGUGACUUCCGUACACAGCAGUUUCAUGCAGGUCAUCCAUACAUUAUAAGGAUCAUCAAUAAGUUACAAUCUACACACCAGCAAUGAUUCUAGAAAUUAAAAAUAGUUUUGUAGAUUCUGGCUUGGCGUGGAGUGCCUUCUUGGUUGUGGUAACUUUAUAUUUUGCAUAAAGCUAAAUCCUUAUAACACUUGGAGUGAAAAGUCAUCUUCAUAAUGGUGUGUGUCUAUGUGUGUGAAAUGGAAUUAAUAAAAACUUUGAAGUUGCUGAUCUUAAA
Molecule: messenger RNA, 3684 nt
Organism: Elgaria multicarinata webbii
Lineage: Eukaryota; Metazoa; Chordata; Lepidosauria; Squamata; Anguidae
Gene: COG3
Product: component of oligomeric golgi complex 3
Exons: 23
Coding region: 1-2466 (821 amino acids)
Biological process (GO): intracellular protein transport; Golgi organization; intra-Golgi vesicle-mediated transport
Cellular component (GO): membrane; cis-Golgi network; COG complex
Source: RefSeq, a predicted model, not a curated record